UGGAAAGAUGGUUGGUUUAAAUAGUCAUAAUUCCUUAAACCUCCCUUUAUAAUUAACUGGCAAGUAAAUGAUUCAAGCUAAAGUUUCAUUUUCUAGUAAUGUCUACUUCUGUUAAGCUUUCGUUUGCUCAUAAAGACCCUCCCCUUUGAAAAGCUAUAAAAUGAGCUCUGAAACAGGCUCGUCAUUUCAUUCACCUCCUGAUCAAAGAUGGAUCUGCAGAUCUCAGUUUUUCUUCUGUUCAUCCUUUUCACUGCAGGACACUCUUUCAGCUGUUAUGAGUGCUCAGGUCUGAUGGGUUCUUGUGCAGCUCAAAAUGUAAAAGCAUGUCCCAGUGGAUUUUCAAAGUGCAUGAGUUCAACAACAGUGGCACAAGUUGGUGAAAUCAGUAGUAAAGUGAAGAUUAAAGCCUGUGCUGCUGACUGUGUAAGUGGAUCCAUGAACCUCGGCAUUGCAAAGACAUCUUUUGCGUGCUGUAACACAGACCGGUGUAACCUCCAAGAUGCUCCAGAUCCCUCUAAUGUCCCCAAUGGAAAGACUUGUUACUUUUGUGAUGAGAAGAGCUGCUCAAACAUAUUGAGCUGUUCAGGGAGUGAAGACCGCUGCUUUAAAGCAACAGGGACUUUUGGGGGCCAGUCAACAGUUAUAAAAGGCUGUGUCUCUAAAUCUAUUUGUGAUGCUGAAACAUCAGUUAGAGAUGUUCAGGGAGCCUCAUGCUGAGGGAACCUGUGUAACGGUGCUCAGAGCGUCACUCAGAGCUUCCUGUUCCUCUGCUGUUCUCUGCUCUCCUUCAUCCUGCUGCACUGAAUCCAGCAGCUCUUCACAGUCUACAAUCAGACACACUGUACUGAAUAUAGAGCCUGUACUUUCUCUGAACUAUGCAUCUUUGGUGUGUUUCUAUGAUUUUUUGCUGUGACAUUUUGAUGUGACAUUUUAUGAAUUAAAACACUACAAUUAAUACAGCCCGCCAUGCUGUAAAAAAAUCAUAAAUAAUUACUACAAAAUUGUCUUUUUAUUCUUUUAAUUCUUAAAAUAAAAUAAAAAUUAAAUGAUCAUUAUGUUCAGAAUAAGCAUGUGUGAUAAUUAUUUAAUUAUUCAAACAAGACAAACUUUUUAGUUUUUCUGCAUUCCCACUUAAAGGAAUCCUGUUCAGUUACAGAUCAUGAAGGCAAUAAGGGAAAAAUUUAGAUAUAUAGGCCUAUGUUGAGAAGUAAUAUUUUGCAAAUACAUGUCAAUAUUUUUCACUCAGUAUAUUUUAUGUAGCUGCCCCCUAAUAAUCGACUAAACAUUAGUUGAGGAGAAGAGUCGACAAAUUUUUUUAUAAGUUGGUUAGUCAAUUAUCAACAAUCGUUGUGUUUCGAAAAAUAAAGAAAACAAACUCAAUGCAUUUUCUGCCGUCUCGGUCUCCGUGAACAGGAGCAGGUUCCAAAAAUGAACUGAAAUUCGCCGUAUAGAUUUGCCUCACAGACAUUAGAAAUAUCUCUAUAGAAAGCUUGAAUAUAAAUGUAUAAUUAAGGAAUUAAAACAUUUUAGGCAGGUGGGUGGUAAAAAAAUAUCACAUGGAGUAGCCUAUAGUAGUAAAUGUUAAAUGUAAAGUAUAAUUCAGUGUAGGCCUAUGUAGCCUAAAUGCAUAGGCUAUUGCAUUUUGGCAAAAUAUGGCUUAAAUCAGGGGUUAAAGCAAAAAAAAAAAAUCCUGAGCCUGAACCUUUUUCCCGGGUUGGGGUUUGGUUGCGGGGGUGGACACAUACGCAGGGUUAUUUGGCAAACAAACAAAAAAAGAACAUUAUUUGAAUGAUUUUCCUUGAAAGGCUCAGACUACUGAAAUUGUUUUGUUCAAAAGAAAUAAUGGUAAAUUAAAUACUAUAUAUAAAAUAAGAAAUAUACAAAGACAGUUUACUACAGAAAACUACAGUUCAGUUCAAUUGAUGACAACAAAAACAAUAAAAUGCUUCAAGAACUGGAAACUUAAACAGGGUUCGUCCAGAUACUGCAAAAUGAAAUUCCAGGACUUUCAAGCACUACUUUUUGGUUUUCAAGGACUAAAAUCAGAUAAAAAUUGCUUAAGAAAAGAAUUAAAUUUAUAAUAAAACUAAUAUUUUCUUUUGUGGGGUCUGAGUCAAAAUAUCCAAUACCCAAAUAUAAUAUUUCUCAUUUGUAUAGAAAAUUCUGGCAAAAGCUUCAACUUAACAAAAGCACCAAUAUCAUACCAAAACUCCUGAGUGUAUUGACAUGAUCAAAAUAAGUGUUCCACUGUUUCAUCAGCAUUUAAACAAAAAGAGCAUGAUAGCUCUACAUCAGCUCUAAACUUUUGUAUAAAUUUCUUGACAGGAUAAAACCUGUGGAUCAGUUUAAAAGACACUUCUUUCACCUUAUUUGUGAGAAAGAAUUUUUGCUGUAGUGACCAUACUUUUUUCCAAUUGAAAUUAUCAAAUAAAUUAUUCCAAAAAAAAAGUUAUAUGUGGAGCAGAAAUUAAGUUCUCAAGAAAUAAUGAUCUUAUAGUUCUUGUUUCUUGAUGCAGAAAGGCAAAUUUGACCAGCAGGAGUGUCACAGGGAUUAAGAAAGGAUGAAGUAACUGUUGAAGAGUACCUACAGUUUUUAAGAAGCAUACACAAACCAGAAGGAAUAGCUCCCAUAACUACAGCGAAUUCUUUUGGAGUUACAGGUAUUUGGUAUUUCGAAAGAAAUUCUGAAUACCUGAGCAAAAGACCUUGAUUGUUAAACAACUGCUACACCAAAACCAAACCAUUACUAAACCAAUUAUCAUAAUACAGAGAUUUGUUCUUAAAUAAAAUGUUCUUAUUGUUCCAAAUAAAACACCUCUGUGGCGAAAAAUUAUGUUUAUAAAUUAAAGCCCAUGCUAGAAGAACCUGUCGAUGAAAGUUGGAAAGUUUGAUUGGGAGUUUCGAUAUAUCAUAAUUACACAUUAAAAGAAAAGGAAGACCACCAAACUGUGAAAAAAAUAAGUUGAGGAAAAGCAUUCCAAAUAGAAGUUGGCUUAGUAUUGCUUCAGCCAAUUCAUUUUAAAUGUAUUGUUAAGGGAAUCGAAAUAAAUGCAAUUCAAACCAC
Onychostoma macrolepis is the source of this 3064-nucleotide messenger RNA. Its product is annotated as prostate stem cell antigen-like. The record is from RefSeq and is a predicted model, not a curated record. Lineage: Eukaryota; Metazoa; Chordata; Actinopteri; Cypriniformes; Cyprinidae.